Molecule: messenger RNA, 688 nt
Organism: Drosophila obscura
Lineage: Eukaryota; Metazoa; Arthropoda; Insecta; Diptera; Drosophilidae
Product: ankyrin repeat domain-containing protein 39
Exons: 3
Coding region: 4-549 (181 amino acids)
Molecular function (GO): protein binding
Source: RefSeq, a predicted model, not a curated record
AAAAUGGAUAACCACAGAGCGGACAACUGCAAAUGCCACAAGCAAUCGCAACCGGCACAGCAGACGCUUAGCGACAUGGACUUUGAUCGGGGCAUAUGGAAUGCAGCCAUCUAUAAUGAAGUGGAUCGUGUAAGGGACUUCAUCAAGAAGGGCCAGGCCAUGGCCCGAGAUGACUGCGACUAUACGGCUCUUCAUUAUGCGGCACGCAGUGGCAACGCACAAAUCUGCAAGCUCCUCAUCGAUGAGGGCAACGUGGAUGUGAAUGCGACGACCAAGGCGGGUGCCACAGCUCUCCAUCGGGCAGCCAUGAUGGGUCAUCUGGAUAUAGUGAAGCUCUUGACUGAACACAAGGCUAAUCUCCUGCUGCAGGAUGAGUGCGGACAGAGCGCCCUGCAUCGUGCAGCAUUGCGUGGCCACCUGGAGGUUUGUCGCUACCUACUGGAGCAGGAGCCAACCCUAAAACAGCUCAAGGACAAGAAGGAUAAAUUUGCUUUUGAGUACAUCAUGGAGAAUGCGAAUGACGAUUUUAAGCUAUUGCUAAAGCCCUAAGGGGCGUCAUUCCGUUUCCACUGGCAUGAGUAUCAUUAUAUUUUCUUUUUAAUCUAAGAACAAAAAAGUUGCAAUUUUCUUCUUUAAAACUCUGUACUGUUUAUUUAGACACUCAAAAUGUAUGUAUAUUUUUUCUAAA